Molecule: messenger RNA, 1469 nt
Organism: Monomorium pharaonis (pharaoh ant)
Lineage: Eukaryota; Metazoa; Arthropoda; Insecta; Hymenoptera; Formicidae
Product: acyl-CoA Delta(11) desaturase-like
Exons: 6
Coding region: 331-1377 (348 amino acids)
Biological process (GO): unsaturated fatty acid biosynthetic process
Cellular component (GO): endoplasmic reticulum membrane
Molecular function (GO): stearoyl-CoA 9-desaturase activity; iron ion binding
Source: RefSeq, a predicted model, not a curated record
UGAAUGAAUAUUCAUACGCGAAGUAAUAUAAUAUUAGUCUUUUUAUAAUAACAUUAAAUUUUGAAGAAUUUAUUGCUACUAUUAAUAUGAAAACACUACAUUAUGACAGAGACGUUGUAAAUUUAUCAUGUAGUAUAUUAAAUCGUUUCAUGCAAAAAAUGCUUUUAAGAAUUGCCUUUUUUACAGAAAAACAUAUUAAAUAUCAACAUCCAAUAUAUUUAGAGGAAUCUCUAGUAGCCAGUCAGUGCGUGUAUAACGUCCCAGUAGGACCAUUUCUGCUAUUCUUUCGUUAAGAAAAAUAAUUAUUUGUUGUUAUUAGUAUUUAAAACAAUGGGUUGCAAUGAAAUUAUUUCUCAAUCUUCUACAAAAAAGUUUGCAAAGGAAACUCUGAUUGACGAUACUGCGAGAAUUAAUAGCAACGCCAACAUAGAUAAAAAAUAUAAAUCCAUGAUAAAAUCCCGUAUUCUCAAUUUUGAAACUGACAUAAUAUGGUUUACUGUUCUGAUAAUUUUUCUAUUGCACGCUAUUGGCAUUUAUAGUUUACUAACUUUCAACUACUUAGAAAAUCCAUUGACUACAUUAUGGACAUUUGGGAUGUACAUAAUAGCCAAUAUCGGAGUAUCUGGUGGUGCUCAUAGACUUUGGAGUCAUAACAGCUACAAAGCAAAACUGUCAAUGAGAGUCCUACUUUUAAUAUGCUUUAGCAUAAGUGGUCAGAAUACGAUAUACAGUUGGGUGAGAAAUCAUCGCUUGCACCACAAAUAUUGCGACACUAAUGCCGAUCCCCACAAUACUAAGCGAGGUUUAUUUUACACGCAUAUAGGAUGGGUAAUGAUGAAAGAGCAUCCGGAAUUGAUUGAAAAAAGUAAGAAGCUCGACUUAUCAGAUGUUUUAUCAGAUUCUGUAGUAAUGUUCGACAAAAAGUACCAUAUGCUUCUUCUACUUUUGUUUGGUUUUAUCUUACCUACGGCAGUACCUGUAUAUCUAUGGAAUGAGACUUGGGAGAGAGCCAUUAUAUCCCAAGUUUUUAUACGAUACAUGAUUACUUUAAACUCCGUAUGGACUAUCAAUAGCAUUGCUCAUAGAUGGGGCACUAGACCAUAUAAUAAGAACAUAGGACCGGCAAACAACAAUUUUGUUAAUUUUCUGACGAUAGGUGAAGGUUAUCACAAUUUUCACCACAUGUUUCCGUGGGAUUACAGAUCGUCAGAAAAAGGAAAUAACAAAUUUAAUUACACUACUUUUUUCAUUGAUUUUUGUGCAAAAUUAGGACAAGCAUAUGAUCUUAAGUAUCCGUCCAUAAAUCUUAUAAAAAAUGUAAUAUUAAAUAAAGGUGACGGAACGCAUUCUUCGCAUUGUCCGAAAUAUCAAGAUUAAAAUCUGAUUAAUAAAUAAAAUAGAACAUUGUAUUGCUACCAAAUAAAAAUCGAACACCAUUCAAAGAAUGCUGUUCGUAUACAUUUUUAACA